CCUUACAACAUAUAUAUACCUCUUCUGUUCCUUAUCAGGUUUAUCUGGCCUAAUGCUAUAGACCCCCAACAAACCACAGAGACAGAACAACAUCAAACAUGGAGCUCAGCUUAGAUUCUUCCAACGUUGUCUUCGUCCCCAAGACCAUCUCCGACUUUCUCUCACAUCUCUCAGCCGUUAAAGACGGCGCCACCAGGUCGUCAAAGCUCCAUGAAUACAUGAAGAGACUCGAAGAUGAAAUGAGCAAGAUCGAGGUUUUCAAGCGGGAGCUUCCUCUUUGUAUGGUCAUAUUGAAAGAUGCGAUUGAGAGAUUGAAAGAGGAAGUAAUGCAGUGUGAGGGAGUGGGAUAUCGGGCUGUUGUGAUUGAAGAGUUCGUACCGAUGAAGAAGAAGGAGGAUGAGAAUGGAGGGGUGGUUUCGGAAAUGGAGAAUAAUGAUAUGAAGAGCUGGAUGAGCUCUGCUCAGCUCUGGAGCACUAAUAUUAACUUUGAUUAUAGCAAAUCAGAGCUCAAAGUGAGAAAUGGGGAAGAUGAUCGGUCAGUGCCUGAGAAUCCGAUUGAGAUGAGUAAGAAGAGAAGCAGGGGAGGGGCAUUUGUGCCAUUCAAGGGAAGCUACGUGAAGGAAGAUAAGGAGGUUUCAGAGGUGUCAAGCCUUUCUCUGAUGACUCCAAUGUGUGAAGUUAAGAAUGGAUCCUCUAAGAGCAUCACUAGAGGAGGGUCUGGUCCAUGUUUGGUGAAAUUGCAGAUUGAGGCUCAGCAGCUGUCACAGCAUCACCAGCAACAAUAUUUUAGGAAACAAAGGCGAUGCUGGUCACCGGAGCUUCAUCACCGAUUUGUUGAUGCGCUACAGCAGCUUGGGGGAUCACAAGUAGCUACUCCUAAACAGAUAAGAGAGCUUAUGCAGGUGGAUGGUCUUACCAAUGAUGAAGUGAAAAGCCAUCUGCAGAAAUAUAGACUUCAUGUCCGAAAGGUACCCACUUCCUCUCCUGCUGAAGCCAAUGGUUUAUGGAUGAACCAAGAUCACUGUGAAGACAACUCCAAGGCAAAUGCUUCACAGUCUGGUUCUCCACAGGGUCCCCUCCUUGGUAUGGAGUUUGCCAAAGGUGGUCAAUCUACAACCGGAGGCGAGAGCACAGAAACAGAAGAAGAUGAUCAGAAGUCAGAUGGCUACAGUUGGAAAGGGGCACGCCACAACUCCAGUGGAGAUGUAUAGUCGUAUACAAGUCUCCUCUGAAUUUUGCAGAUACAAAUAUAUACAUGGGGAUAAUAUCAUAUUCUCUGAUCUGUUGAGCGUAGUUAUAAUAAGCGGUGUUUAACAAAGAGAGAGGAACUUGAAGCUCAGGGUUUUCCAAGGAGGCACUAGCUACUUUAAUUAUAGAAAGACGUGACAAAAACUAGCCAUUGUUAUGCAGAAGCUUCUUCCCUCUUCUUCUUUUAUACAGGUUUAUGUAAUGACCACUUAUAACCUAUUGAUUGUAGGAAGUAACAUGACUGUAUCCCAACUUAAUAAUCACUUCU
This is a messenger RNA of Argentina anserina (silverweed cinquefoil), 1516 nucleotides long. Its product is annotated as transcription factor HHO5-like. Gene Ontology annotation, biological process: regulation of DNA-templated transcription. NCBI's taxonomy places the organism in Eukaryota, Viridiplantae, Streptophyta, Magnoliopsida, Rosales, Rosaceae. The record is from RefSeq and is a predicted model, not a curated record. Gene Ontology annotation, molecular function: DNA binding; DNA-binding transcription factor activity. The transcript has 5 exons. The coding region runs from base 99 to 1211 and encodes 370 amino acids.